AUGACAAACUCCAAUGAGCACAAUGUAUACUUCGGGUCUAACUCGCUCAAAAAGUACUUCAACCCUGACUGCCAGCCUCCUCUACCACUGGUUGAACUUCCGGAAUAUUUGAAUCCAUUCUACGAUGAUGGAGUUCGAAUAUAUGCCAAAAUGAUGACUAUGCACCCCGCCAACAAUGUCAAGGCCAUGCCAGCAUUGAACAUGCUAGAGUCGAGUGUGGAUUCAAACAAGACAAAGACCAUCAUAGAAUACAGCUCCGGGUCGACGGUGAUCUCGAUGUCGAUGAUUGCUCGAGUAAUACAUGGCGUGCAGGACACCCGGGCAUUUCUGAGCAACAAGACCAGCGAUGCCAAGUUGAAGCUGAUGCAGUUCUUCGGUCUUGAUAUCACACUCUUUGGCGGCCCCUCGCAGCCGGAGCCCGUCGAUAGCCGGGGCGGUAUUCAAAGUGCACACCGUAUGGCCAAGGAAUCCGAUGAGAUCGUCAAUCCCAACCAAUACGAAAACGACAAUAACUGGCAGUCGCACAUACGCUGGACAGGACCUCAGAUUUUUCGGCAAUUGCCUGAGAUUAAUGUGCUGUGUGCUGGUAUGGGUACUUCUGGCACCAUGACCGGGCUGGGGACGUACUUCAAGGGAGUCAAGCCCUCCGUGAUGAGACUCGGGGUUUGCACAGCAGCAGGCGAUAGGGUGCCUGGCCCCCGAUCCUACGCGCUGAUGCGUCCUGUGGAGUUCCCCUGGAAAGAAGCAGUGGAUGCAAUUGAAGAAGUUGGCUCCGUAGACUCGUACAGUUUGUCUCUGAAGCUGUGCCGUGAGGGCCUUGUAUGUGGUCCCUCAUCCGGUUUCAACUUGCAAGGGUUAUUCCAGAUGCUAUCCAAGCGCAAGGCCGCGGGGACACUGUCUGACCUUGCUGGCUCGGGCGGGAUUACGCACUGCGUGUUUUUGUGCUGCGACCUGCCAUAUCAGUAUAUUAGCGAGUAUUUCCAGAAGCUUGAGACGGAGGAAUUCCCGCCCAUCCGGAACGAGCGCCUGGCCAAGGUUGAUCUGCACCGGUACGAUGAGGCCUGGGAGCGAGAUGCACUCGAAGUUCUCCCCCAGGUCUAUGCCUCCGCGCGACCCCUUGAGCAGACUCUAUUGAGCCAGAUCACACUGAAACACCUACACCGAGUACUGGACCUCCGACAAGCUGCCGACUUUAAUACCUGGCAUCUCCCAGAAUCCAUUAACAUCUCACUCUCCAGCCUUGGACCGCACAUGAGAUCGCCGUUUUCGGACUCGGCCGUGCUUGAGUCGCAGUGGGUUGAGCUAGAGCAGAUCUUCAGGAAUGAGCGCCUAGUCUCAGAUCUUGGUUUGCAUCACGUUCUAGUAGUGUGUUAUAGUGGAGAUACGGCACGCGUGGCUACCAGUGUACUUCGGGCCAAGGGCAUUAAUGCGGACAGUGUACGUGGAGGUCACCAUGCGUUGCGGAUGCAUGGCAUUGGAAGGAAGAUGUCUGUAACGGCAGAGUGCUCCACUUCCAAGAUACCUAUUGCGACAGCAGUGUCUGUUUCUACGGUACCCCCUUGA
Molecule: messenger RNA, 1563 nt
Organism: Talaromyces rugulosus
Lineage: Eukaryota; Fungi; Ascomycota; Eurotiomycetes; Eurotiales; Trichocomaceae
Exons: 3
Coding region: 1-1563 (520 amino acids)
Cellular component (GO): cytoplasm
Molecular function (GO): cystathionine beta-synthase activity; cysteine synthase activity
Source: RefSeq, a predicted model, not a curated record